UUUGCUUCUUGAACUGCUUUUCAUCUUUUGAUGCAGCAUAAUGUUAUUAAUUUUAAAAUUUUUGAUCAUCACUGUAAUAUUAUUAUCCUUUAAGACUAAUGAUGAGUUCAAAUUGAUGCAAAUCAACUUUCACCGCUGAUAUCUGUGAUUGACUGGUCAUGGAUCAAUUAAAAACAGUGUUGAUUAAAUCAACUUGCUUUAAAAUCGAACCUAUAUAUUUUUUAUCAUUUAACUUCAAAUAUUGACACCGGAAUCAGUGUAUAUUCUAGUUAGUACAAAAAAUGGCUACUGAGCAAGGAGCUAUUGACUCGGACUCUAGUGACUCAAACCAGAUGAAAAUUGUUGACCCUGCCAGUGAUGUUAGUCCUCCACCUCCUCAAUCAUCAGAAUCGUCAUCACAAUCUCACCCAUCAUCUUCACUAUCAUCUCAAAUUUUAAAUGUUUCUACUCCCGAUCCUUCUACCACCCAAGAUCAACUAGGAGCUUUAGCGUCAACAAAACCGCAAGAGACUAGUGAUAUCGCCAAUAUCAAAAAUAAUUCUAUUGCUUCUGAAUCUACAAAAAUUGACGAUCAACCUGAAUUGCUGACAAAUUCUGCAGACGAAAUGGUCGAAAUGCAAGACACCGAGAAUGGUAUUUCUAAUCAUGGUGGCUCACCGAGCUGUGAAAUUUCUAUGAAACCAAAAAGUCAGGGCAAAAAGCGCCCCAUCGAUGAAGUGACACGUGACCAAAAUGAACCAACAAUUGAAAGUGCGGAAAAAAAACUAGCCCAACAUCAUUAUAAGAAUGAUAAAAGGCAAGAAAAGGACGACUACUGUUGGAUAUGCCACAAAGAGAAAGGCAAUAACUAUAUCACCUGUAAAUCGUGUCCCAGAAGCUAUCAUCGCAAGUGUCUGCCACCUGAUAACUCUGCUUCCAGUGAACUCUUCGAGGCGAAUAAAAAUUGUGCUAAUAAUAGUGAUUGGAUUUGUAUCGAAUGUUCUGCCAUUAACAAAUCAGAAGAUUUAGCUUCAAAAUCUUCAACCCUGAGUCAUUUAAAUCCACAUGAUUUCUCUGAACUUCUCAUGUUUGCUGUACAGACCAUCAAGGCGACUGCCGAUAGAUCAUUUCAUCAACCUGUAUCUGAUGCAGUUUUUCCAGAUUAUCGUAGUUUUAUAAAACAUCCUAUGGAUUUCAGUACAAUCGAAAGAAAUAUUCGUUCUAAAGUCUAUAAAAGUACGGACAGUUUAAUGGCUGACAUAAAAUAUAUCGUCCACAAUUGUUAUAUUUACAAUUCACCAAAUCAUCCUCUAACAAAAAAUGCCAAUUAUUUCCUUAAAGUGGCUAAAAAUGAAAUGCAAGAAAUUGAAAUUUGCUUCAAUUGUUUCCGAAAUUUUUACACAUUUAAAGAUAAAGAUUGGUUCACCGAGCCCUGUGCCCGACCCCACAUACUUGUUUACGCUAAAAUGAGAGGUUAUCCACCUUGGCCAGCAAAAGUCGUACGAUAUGAUAAAGAAAAGAACGAAGUUGAUGUGCGAUUUUUUGGAGCGCAUGAUAGAUCAUGGGUUCCUGUUGAACAAUGUAGUCUAUUAACUAAACCAAAUUCCACUAAAAGUGCUAAAGGAUCCGGGAAAGGACAAAAGAACAGCAAAUAUGAUUCUGCCUUGAACGAGCUUGCUUUGCAUGUUAAACGAUUGAAUGAAUUGUUUCCAUUCAAGUUUCACUAUGCAAAAUCAAAACAGCCCAUCAAUGUUAACAAACUUUAUAUCUGUGACGGACUUGAAGACGAAGAGAUGUCAUCACUUGAUGACGAUAGAGACUCUGAUCUGAAUGAAGACAAGCUUGUGAUCGACGAGACAGGAGAUGAUCUGGAAAUAGCCGAAAGUGAUGGUAAAGGAUUGAAAUCUGAAAAGGUAGAAAGUUCGAGUGAACUUUCACCAUCACCAGAUCCACCGACAAUUCCAGAGAAACCAGUGAAAAGUGAAGCGCCUAUACCUAAAUUGACGAUACCAAAAUCUAUUAAAAUUCCAUUACGUUCACCCCAAGUGCAACAGCAACAAUCACCACAACAGCCAAACGCUUCGCCAAAAAAAGACGAAACACCAAAAUCAGUCAAGAAGAAGACCAGUCAAGGAAAAGUCAAGAAGGAUAAAGAAAAGGUGGAAAACGAGAAGACACCUUUAUCUGUUAAGAAAUCUGGUUCAGCUAAAAAGAAAGUCCCGGUUAAAGUAGAAGAAAACGAGUCAACUAAAAUUUUCGAUGAGCUGGAAGCAUUGAGAAAGAAAUACGAGUUUGAGAAAAUGAUGCACAAAGAACAGCUCAAGGAAAUUGAACAUAAUCAAAAUUUGAAAAUAAGAGAAAUGAGAGAAUCAUGGCAAAAGGAAAACGAAAGAGCUUUAAAAGAAUUGACAACAACUCUGGAAGAAAAAUAUCGCAAAGAAAUCGAGGAAACAAAAAAGAAACUCUGGUGCUCCGAAUGUCUUAAAGAGGCAAUGUACUUUUGCUGUUGGAAUACAUCUUAUUGUAGUCUUGAUUGUCAGAAAGCACAAUGGCCGAAACACGCAUCCAAAUGCCAACAACAGUCACAUUGGCAGCAAACAAAUUCCCAGUCAACUGCAAACCAGCAACAAUAUAAUCAAUCAAACCAACAGCAACCUCAGCUACAGACUGCAUCAAUUAACAAUAAUACCUCGACUACUUCGUACAACUCAACAGUUAAUUAAAUUUGAUUAAUGUAAAGACAGCAUUUAUAAGAAUGGACUUCAUCGCAUGAAAAGACCCAAAUAAAAGAUGAUUUAAAAGAAACAAAAUUGACGUUACCACCAAAUUCUCAUCAUGUCCUAACUUGAAAGCCUGGCUUUAAAUUUUUCGCCUUACUUUUGUCCUGGAACUUUUUUCACAUUUUUUUGUCAAUCAACAUUUGCUAAUCACCUCUCACAACCAAACCCAUAACCUGAUGAAAGGAGGAAAAAGAAAUUACCUUUCUUAAGAAAAGUUAUUGAAAAAUUUAACAAAUUACUACAAAUUAAUAAGCUUAUAUAUUGUAUAUCAACAAUGAUAAUUUUAAGACAGAAAAAUUGUAUAAGCUACUGUUUGAGAUGAUAUUAGAAUAAGUUUAUAACCAUUCUGUCUUAUUUUUAAAUCGUUAUAAUCGUGCAAAGAGGAAAAUGAUAAUGAUAUAAAUAUACAUAUAAAUAAAUAAAUAUUGAUAAUUUCACUCAUUUUUCUUUGUCAAGCUUCAACAAAUUAUAUUAAAUAAUA
Molecule: messenger RNA, 3240 nt
Organism: Tetranychus urticae (two-spotted spider mite)
Lineage: Eukaryota; Metazoa; Arthropoda; Arachnida; Trombidiformes; Tetranychidae
Product: zinc finger MYND domain-containing protein 11
Cellular component (GO): cytoplasm; nucleus
Molecular function (GO): transcription corepressor activity; protein binding
Source: RefSeq, a predicted model, not a curated record